Cucurbita maxima (winter squash) is the source of this 1402-nucleotide messenger RNA. Its product is annotated as expansin-A1-like. The coding region runs from base 90 to 836 and encodes 248 amino acids. Lineage: Eukaryota; Viridiplantae; Streptophyta; Magnoliopsida; Cucurbitales; Cucurbitaceae. Gene Ontology annotation, biological process: plant-type cell wall organization. The transcript is spliced from 4 exons. The record is from RefSeq and is a predicted model, not a curated record. Gene Ontology annotation, cellular component: extracellular region.
AGGCCCCAUUGUCCCUCAAAAUUGCUAUAUAUUGCCUUCAAAACUCUCCCAUUUUGCUCACUCAUCUGCCUCACAUUAUUUCUUCUGGAAUGGGUUCUGUUCUUUUGUUUUUGGCAGGCUUCUAUGCCAUAGUUUCAUCUGUUGAUGCCUAUGCAGGUGGAGGGUGGAGGGGCGCUCAAGCUACCUUCUAUGGUGGGAGUGAUGCUUCUGGGACAAUGGGUGGGGCUUGUGGGUAUGGCAACUUGUACAGUCAAGGAUAUGGAACAAACACGGCUGCUUUGAGUACGGCUCUGUUCAACAAUGGGUUGAGCUGUGGUUCUUGUUAUGAGAUUAGGUGCACCAGUGGCCGUAAAUGGUGCCUACCAGGCUCCAUUGUGGUCACAGCCACCAAUUUCUGCCCUCCAAAUAGUGCCCUACCCAACAACGCUGGAGGGUGGUGCAAUCCUCCAUUGCAGCACUUUGAUCUCUCUCAGCCUGUCUACCAACACAUUGCUCAGUACAAAGCAGGAAUUGUGCAGGUUGCCUACAGAAGGGUACCCUGCAGGAGAAGGGGAGGGAUAAGGUUCACCAUCAAUGGCCACUCCUACUUCAACUUGGUGCUCAUCACAAACGUGGGUGGUGCUGGUGAUGUUCAUGCAGUUUCCAUCAAAGGUUCAAGAACCGGUUGGCAAGCAAUGUCAAGGAAUUGGGGACAGAACUGGCAGAGCAACAGCUUCCUCAAUGGCCAAAGCCUGUCCUUCAAGGUCACCACCAGCGACGGCCGGACAGUCAUUUCCAACAACGUUGUCCCAGCCCGCUGGUCCUUUGGACAGACUUACAGUGGUGCUCAAUUCUAAUUCAUUACCUUCUCUAGAUAAAAUAAGCUUAUGACUUUUCUUAUUCUUUCUUCUUUUCGUUUACCUUAAAGUAUACUGAGUAGUAGAUAUAUAGGAGUGCUUGAGUCAAAAAAUGAGGAAAGGGCUCUUUUUUAUCAUUUUGAUUUGUCAUAAUCCAGCCCAUCGCUGGCAGAUAUUGUCCGCUUUGACCUGUUACGUAUCGCCGUUUGCCUCACAGUUAUAAAACGCGUCGACUAAGAAGAGGUUUCUACACCCUUAUAAAGAAUGUUUUGUUCUUCUCUUCAACCGACUAGGAGUCGAUUCAAAUUGCAGCAUUGAAUGGGUGCUCAACUGGCAACUUAUUGUGAUUUUUUACCCUGACUUUUGCUGUAAUGAAGCAAAAGUUGGCAGAGGUGGGCUUUAACCACCCGCCUGCAUCUUAGUUGUAACCAUUGGGAGUUCAUUGUAAUCAUUAACCAGCUUUCUGCUGGGCUACUUGUGUUUUCUUGUAUUAUUGGUUGCUGAAAGUGUAAAUGUUCAGUAUCCUCAAGUAAUGAAAGUUCUGUUACUCUGUUUAUUUGUAUUAA